Molecule: messenger RNA, 1452 nt
Organism: Aspergillus oryzae RIB40
Lineage: Eukaryota; Fungi; Ascomycota; Eurotiomycetes; Eurotiales; Aspergillaceae
Product: phosphatidylserine decarboxylase family protein
Exons: 1
Coding region: 1-1452 (483 amino acids)
Biological process (GO): phosphatidylethanolamine biosynthetic process
Cellular component (GO): mitochondrion
Molecular function (GO): phosphatidylserine decarboxylase activity
Source: RefSeq, a predicted model, not a curated record
AUGCAGUCAGUCAGGAUUAUACCUACCUACAUCGAGCGUGCCCCAGGCGCCCCAGCCACGGGAAGUUCCCUUCACAGUCACGGGCAUUGGAUGCCCGAGAAUGUCGAGCUUCGUCGAGCUUGGCUUUCAAGCCUGUUGGACAAGACCAAGGCUGAAAUCCCUCGGAAGCUGCGUGAUAACGUGGAAAACCCAGUUGAAACGUUCCGAAAGCUGAUUGAGAAUGACUCAACCCUUUACAUGCUCGCCCAUUCCAUGUUCGACGAAGUCCCCGAGAAGGCCCCGUACGAUAGGGACCCGACUACUCUCAAGAAGCAGGUUCGGAACUACAAGACCAUGCUAUACCUCUUCAAUACCCUCCUCACUGAGGUGCCUGAGUACUUUUUGAGAGACAACCCAAACGUACCCAGCGGUCUCAUCGGGUUUCCGUUCAACAUCAUUGUUGACUGGCCCAUGGGUACGCCAAGUGGACGGCAAUUCUUCUUGGAUACGAGAGUGAACAAGUGUCUCAAGGAUAUUCUGAACAAGUGGAAUGAGUUUCUCAAAGACCCUACAGCGCAGGGUAAUGGUAAUAAGGGAGGCAACCAGGCUCUGAUCGAUGCUGGGUGGAGUUCCGACGCGGCAGUCGAACAGCUGGUGAACAAGGCGAAUGAGUCCACGACUGAUAAAAAAAAAACUUUCUCGGAGAUAUUCCAGCACCCUGCGAACGGCACCCAAGAGAACUUCUUCAACUAUGCUUGUUGGGAUAAUUUCUUCACUCGAAGGUUCAAGGACGGUGUUCGCCCCGUAGCUGACGCGGCUGUCGUCAACGCCUGCGAAUCAUUCCCUUUGUCGUUCGACACUGAUGUUUCGCGUCGCAACACUUUCUGGCUCAAGGGAACACCAUACUCGCUUCAUGAUAUGCUAGGAGCUACUCAAGACGAAAGAGUUGCAUCUUACGUUGACGGCUUCGUCGGCGGCUCAGUCUAUCAAGCCUUCCUGAGUGCCGACUCCUACCACUGUUGGAAUGCCCCAGUUACCGGCAAGGUUGUAUAUCGCAGCCUGAUUGAUGGAACAUACUUCGCCGAAACGGCUGCGGCAGGAUUCGGAGGGUCGAAUGGUCCUGACCCAGCAGGUCCAGACGUAUCCCAGCGCUAUAUCACCCAUAUUGCUGCACGUGGUGUCCUCAUCGUUGACACCAAUGUCACAGGCGGCGCAAAGAUCGGGCUGGUUGGCUUUGUACCCGUUGGAAUGUCCGAAGUAUCCACAUGUGAUUGGUUUGACAAUACAGAAGAAGGAAAGACUAUCUCUAAAGGAGAUGUCAUCGGGGCUUUCCAUAGUGGUGGUUCCACUCACUGUCUUAUCUUCCAGCGGGACGCUGUGAAGAAGUUGCAAUUCAUUCCCAAGGCACAGUACCCUGAGAUCGCAACUACUAAUUUGGCUGUCAAUAGCGAAUUGGCCAAACUCACCUCUUGA